Messenger RNA from Cucurbita pepo subsp. pepo (vegetable marrow), 1244 nucleotides. Its product is annotated as epoxide hydrolase 2. Gene Ontology annotation, molecular function: catalytic activity. The record is from RefSeq and is a predicted model, not a curated record. NCBI's taxonomy places the organism in Eukaryota, Viridiplantae, Streptophyta, Magnoliopsida, Cucurbitales, Cucurbitaceae.
GAAAACAAAUUGCUUCCAUCGGACAAGAGAGAGAAAUGGAGAACAUAGAGCACAAAAUAGUUCCCACCAAUGGCAUCAAUAUGCACAUUGCUUCCAUCGGCUCCGGCCCGGCGGUGCUCUUCCUUCAUGGCUUCCCGGAGCUCUGGUACUCAUGGCGCCAUCAGCUCCUCUUCCUCGCCUCCAAUGGCUUCCGAGCCAUAGCCCCUGACCUCCGCGGCUUUGGCGACACGGACGUGCCGCCGUCUCCCUCCUCCUAUACUGCUCAUCAUAUCGUCGGCGACCUUGUUGGCCUUCUUGAUCACCUCGGAAUCGAUCAAGUUUUCUUAGUAGGCCACGACUGGGGCGCGAUGAUGGCCUGGUACUUCUGCUUGUUCAGGCCUGACAGAGUUAGGGCUUUGGUGAAUUUGAGCGUGCAUUAUCUUCCCCGCCAUCCUUCGAUCAAAUUCGUCGACGGAUUUAGGGCUUUGCUCGGCGAUGAUUUCUACUUCUGUCAAUUUCAGGAACCUGGAGUUGCCGAAGCGGAUUUUGGUUCUGUUGAUACAGCGACCAUGCUCAAGAAAUUUCUCACGAUGAGAGAUCCUCGGCCUCCGAUGAUUCCAAAAGAGAAGGGAUUCAGAGCGCUGGAAACUCCCGAUCCUCUGCCCUCUUGGUUAACAGAGGAGGAUGUUGAUUAUUUCGCUAGCAAAUUCUCCAAAACAGGCUUCACUGGAGGAUUCAACUAUUACCGAGCAUUUGAUCUAUCAUGGGAACUGACGGCGCCAUGGAGUGGAUCACAGAUCAAAGUCCCAACGAAAUUCAUAGUGGGGGAUCUUGAUUUGGUGUACCAUUUUCCAGGUGCGAAGGAGUAUAUACAUGGAGGAAGGUUCAAGGAAGACGUGCCGUUUCUGGAAGAAGUGGUGGUGAUAGAAGGAGCAGCUCACUUCAUCAACCAAGAAAGAGCAGAUGAAAUUAGCUCCCUCAUUUAUGAGUUCAUCAACAAGUUCUGAAUCUUCUUCCCUCUUUGCUUCACUGCAAGCUCAUUUUUCGUUUUCAUGGCCGCUGCAACAGCUGCAAUGGAGGUAACGGCGUUCAGUUAUGUGAUACAAGUGUGUUGGCUUAACGCUUAUUGCUGUACUUUCACUCCGUUAAUUUGUCUCGAUGGAUAGUGUCGAUGAGAAUUAUUAGUUGGAACUACGGUGAUGUCACACCUUGAAUACAUAUGAUAUGUUGGUCGUUGACGAUGAAAGAGACUAUAGAAUAACUAA